ACUGUCAAUCGGCCGACUUGUAUUAGCGCCAAGUUUUCGUCACCGACAUGGGGGUGGUUCUAGGACAGUUCCCCGUUGUGCCGCCUGGGGCCGCUGCAUGACCGUACGGCGGAGAAGGCCGCGCUCAUUCCCAUAGCCGCUUCCAUUGGAGUUGCCGGAGACAAAUUGGCGCCAUUUUGAAGCUCGGGGCAGGCUGCACGGAGCGGGCUAACACGGACGGAGACGAGAGCGGGGAGUCGGAGCUGGAGGGGAGGGAGAGCACGGUGCUUGGCGAUAGGCGAGAUAUAACGGUGCAAAAAUUAUUUGAGCAAUCAUGGCUCUCUCCAAGGCCAAGGGCAACGAUGGAAAAAUCACGUAUCCCCCAGGUGUCAAGGAAAUUUCAGACAAGAUUUCCAAAGAAGAAAUGGUUAGACGGUUAAAGAUGGUUGUGAAAACCUUCAUGGAUAUGGAUCAAGACUCUGAAGAAGAAAAGGAGCAGUAUUUGAACCUUGCUUUACACUUAGCCUCUGACUUUUUCCUCAAACAUCCUGACAAAGAUGUACGAUUGCUUGUAGCAUGCUGCCUUGCUGAUAUUUUUAGAAUCUAUGCCCCAGAAGCUCCAUAUACAUCGCCUGAUAAACUGAAGGAUAUAUUUAUGUUCAUAACAAGACAACUAAAGGGUCUUGAAGAUACAAAGAGUCCACAGUUUAAUAGAUAUUUCUAUUUGCUAGAGAAUAUCGCAUGGGUGAAAUCCUAUAAUAUAUGUUUUGAGCUGGAAGAUUGCAAUGAGAUUUUUACACAGCUAUAUAGAACAUUAUUUUCUGUGAUCAAUAAUGGACAUAAUCAGAAAGUUCAUAUGCAUAUGGUGGAUUUAAUGAGCUCUAUCGUUUGUGAAGGAGAUACGGUUUCUCAGGAGCUGCUCGAUAGUGUCCUAGUGAACUUGGUUCCUGCACACAAGUUUUUCAACCAAGUUCUCAUGCUUGGCAAAACCUCUAUCAGUGAUUUGUCAGAACACGUGUUCGAUCUGAUUCUGGAGCUCUACAACAUCGAUAGUCAUUUGCUUCUUUCCGUUUUACCUCAGCUGGAAUUCAAGCUCAAGAGUAAUGACAAUGAAGAGCGACUACAGGUGGUUAAAUUGCUGGCAAAAAUGUUUGGUGCCAAAGAUUCAGAACUGGCUUCUCAAAACAAACCUCUUUGGCAAUGCUACCUAGGAAGAUUUAAUGACAUACAUGUGCCCAUUCGUUUAGAAUGCGUGAAGUUUGCUAGCCACAGCUUGAUGAACCAUCCUGACCUGGCAAAAGAUUUAACAGAGUAUCUUAAAGUGAGAUCACAUGACCCUGAAGAAGCCAUCAGGCAUGACGUGAUUGUGUCUAUAGUUACUGCUGCUAAGAAAGAUCUUCUGCUGGUCAAUGACCAACUACUGAAUUUUGUUCGGGAAAGAACUCUGGACAAAAGGUGGAGAGUGAGAAAAGAAGCAAUGAUGGGGCUUGCUCAGAUCUAUAAAAAGUAUUCCCUGCAAGUUGAAGCUGGAAAAGAAUCCGCAAAACAGAUUUCAUGGAUUAAGGAUAAACUGCUGCACAUAUAUUACCAGAACAGUAUUGAUGAUCGGUUACUUGUAGAACGGAUUUUUGCUCAGUACAUGGUCCCUCACAAUUUGGAAACUACAGAGAGAAUGAAAUGCUUGUACUACCUGUAUGCAACAUUGGAUACUAAUGCUGUGAAGGCUCUGAAUGAAAUGUGGAAAUGUCAAAACAUGUUGCGGCAUCAUGUUAAGGAUUUGUUGGACUUGAUCAAAAAGCCAAAGACAGAAGCUGGCAGCAAAGCAAUAUUUUCAAAAGUGAUGGUUAUUACAAAAAACUUGCCAGACCCUGGCAAAGGUCAAGAUUUUUUAAAGAAAUUUACACAAGUAUUAGAAGACGAUGAGAAAAUCCGAGGACAGUUGGAGAAACUUGUCAGUCCUACGUGUUCCUGCAAGCAGGCUGAAGUCUGUGUGCGUGAUAUUACCAAAAAACUGGGCAACCCAAAGCAACCAACCAACCCGUUUUUAGAAAUGAUCAAAUUUCUUUUAGAGAGGAUAGCGCCUGUACACAUUGACACAGAAUCAAUCAGCUCCCUGAUAAAGCUGGUUAACAAGUCAAUUGAUGGGACAGCAGAUGAUGAAGAUGAAGGUGUUCCCACGGAUCAAGCGAUUCGAGCUGGCCUUGAAUUACUGAAGGUGCUUUCUUUCACCCAUCCAAUUUCAUUUCAUUCAGCAGAAACCUUUGAAUCUCUCUUAGCUUGUUUAAAAAUGGAUGAUGAAAAAGUUGCCGAGGCAGCACUGCAAAUAUUCAAAAACACAGGGAACAAAAUUGAAGAGGAUUUCCCUCAUAUCAGAUCUGCAUUGCUUCCAGUCUUACAGCAGAAGGCUAAAAAGGGAUCUCCACGUCAAGCCAAGUAUUCCAUUCACUGCAUACAUGCAAUUUUUUCCAGCAAGGAGACACAGUUUGCACAGAUAUUUGAGCCAUUACACAAAAGCUUGGACCCUGGCAACCCCGAGCAACUCAUCACAUCCCUUGUCACUAUUGGGCACAUAGCACAGCUUGCUCCAGAUCAGUUCACUGCUCCUUUAAAGUCAAUGGUUGCAACUUUUGUUGUUAAAGAUUUGUUGAUGUCAGAUCAGCUUCCAGGUAAAAAGACGACAAAACUCUGGGUGCCAGAUGAUGAGGUGUCUCAAGAAACUAUGGUUAAAAUUCAGGCAAUUAAAAUGAUGGUGCGGUGGCUGCUGGGAAUGAAAAAUAAUCUCAGUAAAUCUGGAAAUUCAACAUUACGACUCCUAACAGCAAUAUUACACACUGACGGAGACUUGACAGAACAUGGAAAGCUCAGUAAACCAGACAUGUCACGGCUGAGACUGGCUGCUGGUAGUGCCAUUGUUAAACUAGCGCAGGAGCCGUGUUAUCAUGAAAUUAUUACCUUAGAACAGUAUCAGCUAUGUGCGUUGGUCAUCAAUGAUGAGUGUUACCAGGUUAGACAGUUGUUUGCUCAAAAACUUCACAAAGGGCUCUCCAGAUUAAGACUUCCAUUAGAAUAUAUGGCCAUCUGUGCUCUGUGUGCAAAAGAUCCUGUGAAAGAGAGGCGCGCUCAUGCACGGCAGUGUCUGGUGAAAAAUAUUAAUGUCAGAAGAGAGUACCUGAAGCAGCAUGCCGCUGUCAGUGAAAAAUUGUUCUCUCUUCUGCCUGAAUAUGUGGUUCCAUACACGGUACAUCUGCUUACACAUGACCCAGAUUAUGUGAAAGUACAAGAUAUAGAGCAGCUAAAGGACAUAAAAGAGUGCCUGUGGUUCGUCCUGGAGAUUCUCAUGUCAAAGAAUGAAAAUAACAGCCAUGCUUUUAUUAGGAAAAUGGUGGAAUAUAUUAAGCAAACAAAAGAUGCACAAAAUCCCGACGACCAGAAGAUGAAUGAAAAAAUGUACACAGUGUGUGAUGUGGCAAUGAAUAUAAUUAUUUCAAAGAGCACAACAUACAGCUUAGAGUCCCCGAAGGAUCCUGUGUUACCAGCGCGUUUCUUUACUCAGCCAGAUAAGAAUUUUAGCAACACAAAACAUUAUCUUCCCGCUGAAUUAAAGUCCUUUUUUACCCCAGGAAAGCCAAAAUCUACAAAUGUUCUUGGCGCAGUCAAUAAGCCCUUGUCGAGCGCAGGAAAGCAAAUGCAGUCCAAGUCAUCUAGGAUGGAGACUGUAAGCAAUGCUAGCAGCGGUUCAAACCCCAGCUCUCCUGGGAGGAUAAAGGGAAGACUUGACAGUACAGAAUUGGAUCAAAUUGAAUAUGAGGAUUACACAAUGAUAUCUUCUCCUCUUUCUGGGAAAAAAAGUGAUAAAAGGGAUGAUUCGGAUCUCUUGAAGUCUGAGGUAGAAAAGCCAAGGCGAGGAAGAAAGCAACCUCUUAUAGACCCAGAUGACAGUUUCAGCAUGGAUGAAUUAUCGAAACCUGCCCAGGAACCAAAAUCAAGGACUAGUCAGCGUGGAAGAAAGCGAGCUGCAGCAGCUUCUGAAUCAGAGGAACAAGCGUGGCAGGAAAAAAGGCUAAAAGAAGACUUGUUGGAAAAUGAAGAUGAACAAAAUAGCCCACCCAAAAAGGGAAGAAGAGGUAGACCACCUAAGUCAGCCAAAAUGGCCAUUUCAAAAGAGGAGCCUCCAGUCACAACUCCAAAAAGGGGAAGGAAAAAUGUUGUACCGAUAGAAAGUCCUCCAACAGAUGAAGAGGAUCAUCUAGAAAUAAGUGAAGAGCAAGACUCUGAAAACAUUGAUCAAAAGCGGAAAGGCAGGGGAUCAUCAAAGAAGACCCCACAAAAGUCCGAUUCAACAGAUUCUGCUCUUGACACCAGUCGGCCUACACCACAAAAGAGAAGAGGAAGGCCCCCCAAAACUCCCACAGUGCAGCAGAAGAAAAGCCAUGUUGGUCGGCCAAGAAAGGUAGUAAGUAAAGAACCAGAAUCUGAAGAAGAAAUGGAAAUAUCCCAGAAUAGUCCGGCUCUUAGUGAAAACAUUUCGAAUGAAGAGGAAACUGCAGACGAAGAAGUAGUGGCUCCUAGUACUGGAAGGCGCAGAACUGCAAAAAAGCGAUGAAGAUGGACAAAGCAGAGAAUGUGAAAGUGAAGUGAACUAGAAGGGCCACUGCUAUAGGAGACGGCGUGAAGCUGCUCGUGCAUAGGAGACGCCGACGAAUGACAACGCGCUUAAACAUUAAACACCAUAUCCCUUCAUUUGCAGCCACAAUCGUUUGUCAUUAGCUGUGUGUACUUUUUCGUGAUUUGUAUUGUGUGCUGACAUGUAGACAUGAACGUGUAAAUAGCCAAUUUUUUUUAAUGUUUCAUAAAGUGCUUGUAUAGCUUUUGUUUUGCAGCUUUAAACUGAUUUUAACUGAACGGACAUCAGAUUUUUCCAUACGACGGACACAUGAAAGAUUUCAACAUGGAAUUAAAGCAAUAUUUGCCGUUCCUCAACCCCCCCUUCUCCUCUCUUCGCAUUUUACUGUGAAAAAAAAAGUUGCCAUUGUUUUACUGCAAAGCUAAAUGUUUUUGUUUUUUUAUUACCUGUGUCUCUUUUUGUCUUCGGGCAACUCUUUUCACCUUGGCGCUCCCCUGACUUUGAGAACAGAUUCUCCAUGGGAUAACUCAGUACACAGCAGAAUUAAUGUGCGUGAAUCCAAAUGUUGUCAUUCUCCAACUCAGUAUUGCUGCCAGGCUGACUGUAUUAUGGCACUGCAUAUUAUAAGAAGAGGUUUUAAAAUAUUUUAAUUUUUUUUUUUAAUGUGUUGGCGGCUAUUAAAUAAUGUAUGAAAGACGCUACCGAACGGAUGAUCUUUUAGUUUUUGGUAACCAACAGUAUCAAUAAAAUUCUGUAUUGUUGUCCCUGCCCAA
Molecule: messenger RNA, 5376 nt
Organism: Xenopus laevis (African clawed frog)
Lineage: Eukaryota; Metazoa; Chordata; Amphibia; Anura; Pipidae
Gene: pds5b.S
Product: PDS5 cohesin associated factor B S homeolog
Exons: 34
Coding region: 314-4582 (1422 amino acids)
Biological process (GO): DNA repair; mitotic sister chromatid cohesion
Cellular component (GO): chromatin; nucleus
Molecular function (GO): DNA binding
Source: RefSeq, a predicted model, not a curated record